Dromiciops gliroides (monito del monte) is the source of this 8411-nucleotide messenger RNA. RefSeq names its product cytoplasmic linker associated protein 1 (gene CLASP1). Lineage: Eukaryota; Metazoa; Chordata; Mammalia; Microbiotheria; Microbiotheriidae. Gene Ontology annotation, biological process: mitotic spindle assembly. Gene Ontology annotation, cellular component: cytoplasmic microtubule; microtubule organizing center; mitotic spindle. The record is from RefSeq and is a predicted model, not a curated record. Gene Ontology annotation, molecular function: microtubule binding; kinetochore binding.
CCUCAUUGGGGUGGAGGAGGAGGAGGUGGAGAGAAGAAACCAGCUUAGCAGCGGCAGCACGAUCGCCACCGCCAAAUAAUGCAGUAAGAGUAAGAGUCGGGGCUGAUGAGAUUGAAAGUAGCCCCCCUCUCCGAGGAGCCCACACCCCCCUCCCCGCGACUGGCCGCGGACCCCCGGGAAUGGACUGCUGAAUUAUGAAGUAUUCUAGAGCCAAUAGCAUAGAAUUGCUGCGCUACUCAAUACUUUAUCUCCUGCUAGUUAUUUAAAUUGGACUUUUAAUAUCCUCCCAGCUGCUCUUGAGACACACAUGGUGCAUUGUUGCCAUUCCCCGGAUUGCAUCUUUGAAACCAAGGCCCUCAGGAACCUUUGUCAAACAAAGAGGCAGCCUCCAGGAAGCCUUCCUAGUGGGGGAUUCAGUUUGACUGCCUUCUAGCUUUCUUCGGCCUGGGCCGUCUUUGAAUUCCACCAUGGAGUACCGAAUGGAGUCUUGCUUGGCACAGGUGUUGCAGAAAGAUGUGGGGAAACGAUUACAAGUGGGCCAAGAACUAAUAGACUAUUUCUCAGACAAGCAGAAGUCGGCUGAUCUUGAACAUGAUCAGACCAUGUUAGAUAAACUUGUGGAUGGACUUGCUACUUCUUGGGUGAACUCUAGUAAUUAUAAGGUCGCACUUCUGGGGAUGGACAUCCUGUCAGCCUUGGUAUCCCGGCUGCAAGAUCGGUUUAAAGCACAAAUCGGCACAGUGCUACCCAGUCUAAUUGACAGGUUGGGCGAUGCUAAAGAUUCAGUGAGAGAGCAAGACCAGACCCUGCUGCUGAAGAUGAUGGAACAAGCUGCCAGCCCUCAGUAUGUAUGGGACAGAAUGUUAGGAGGGUUCAAACACAAGAAUUUCCGCACCAGGGAAGGUGUUUGUCUCUGCCUUAUUGCAACACUGAAUGCCUCUGGAGCCCAUACUUUAACACUAAGUAAGAUUGUGCCACAUAUAUGUAAUUUACUUGGAGAUCCAAAUGGCCAGGUUCGAGACUCAGCAAUAAACAGCUUAGUGGAAAUUUACAGACAUGUAGGAGAACGUGUGAGGGCAGAUCUCAGUAAAAAAGGAUUACCACAGUCUCGGUUAAAUGUAAUUUUUACAAAAUUUGAUGACGUCCAAAGAUCUGGUAACAUGAUACAGUCUGCAAGUGAUAAGAAUUUUGAUGAUGAAGACUCUGUGGAUGGGAAUAGGCCUCCUUCAGCCAGCUCUUCUACAUCUUCAAAGGCCCCCCAAAGCUCACGAAGAAACAUUGCAAUGGGAACCACUCGCCGCAUUGGACCUGUUGCCCUGGGUUCUAAGUCAUCUGCUGCAAAAGAAGGAGCUGGUGCUGUUGAUGAGGAAGACUUUAUUAAAGCAUUUGAUGAUGUACCAGUAGUACAGAUUUAUUCCAGUCGAGAUCUUGAAGAAUCUAUAAAUAAAAUUAGAGAAAUCUUAUCUGAUGACAAACAUGACUGGGAACAGAGAGUAACAGCUCUGAAAAAGAUUCGAUCCUUACUUUUGGCUGGAGCUGCUGAAUAUGAUAAUUUCUUUCAACAUUUGCGGCUGUUGGACGGAGCAUUUAAAUUAUCUGCUAAAGACCUACGGUCUCAAGUUGUCCGGGAAGCUUGUAUUACGCUGGGGCAUCUUUCAUCAGUUCUUGGAAACAAGUUUGAUCAUGGAGCUGAAGCCAUCAUGCCAACCAUCUUUAAUUUAAUCCCAAACAGUGCCAAAAUCAUGGCCACAUCUGGUGUUGUAGCUGUUAGGUUAAUUAUUCGACAUACACACAUCCCUAGGCUAAUACCUGUCAUAACUAGCAACUGUACGUCCAAAUCUGUCGCAGUUAGAAGGCGCUGUUUUGAAUUUUUAGAUUUGCUUUUACAAGAAUGGCAAACUCAUUCACUAGAAAGACACAUAUCAGUAUUAGCAGAAACAAUAAAGAAGGGAAUACAUGAUGCUGAUUCUGAAGCAAGAAUAGAAGCAAGAAAAUGUUAUUGGGGUUUCCACAAUCACUUCAGUAGAGAAGCAGAACAUUUAUACCAUACAUUGGAGUCAUCUUAUCAGAAAGCUCUGCAGUCACAUUUGAAGAACUCAGAUAGCAUUGUGUCCUUGCCUCAGUCGGAUCGUUCCUCUUCUAGUUCUCAAGAAAGCCUAAACCGUCCAUUGUCUGCCAAAAGAAGCCCAACUGGGAGUUCCACAUCUCGAGCUUCUACAGUCAGUACCAAAUCUGUUUCAACAACUGGAUCCCUGCAGCGGUCUCGAAGUGACAUUGAUGUAAAUGCAGCAGCCAGUGCCAAAUCAAAAGUCUCCACUGCUGGCUCCACCCCUUUCAGUUCAGCAGCUGCCUUGCCUCCAGGAUCAUAUGCAUCAUUAGGCCGGAUUCGCACGCGACGGCAGAGUUCUGGGAGCGCGGUCAGUGUCACCACAACCCCUGAUAACCGUGGCCGAAGCAGAGCUAAAGUGGUUUCACAGUCUCAGCGAUCCAGAUCUGCUAAUCCUGCUGGUGCUGGUAGCCGAUCAAGCUCCCCAGGAAAACUGUUGGGAAGUUCUUAUGGUGGACUCACAGGAGGAUCUGCCAGAGGUACACCUGUACCCUCAUCUGCAGAUAAACGGAGCAAGAUCCCAAGGAGUCAGGGAUGUAGUCGAGAAACAAGUCCUAGCCGCUUGGGUGGACAAGCACGGAGCAGCCGUAUCCCUCGACCCAGCAUGAGUCAGGGGUGCAGCCGCGAUACCAGCCGUGAGAGCAGCCGAGAUACAAGCCCUGCUCGGGGCUUCGCUCCACUGGCCUCUCGACGUCAUUCCAGGUCCACUAGUGCUCUCUCCACUGCUGAAUCUGUUGGGCAGUCAGAUCGGUUUGGGUUUGGGCAGCCGGGAAGGAUGCCUGGUUCUGUCAAUGCUAUGCGAGUUCUAAGUACAAGUACAGAUCUGGAAGCAGCUGUUGCUGAUGCCCUGAAAAAGCCAGUGAGGAGACGAUAUGAACCAUAUGGGAUGUAUUCCGAUGAUGAUGCUAACAGUGAUGCAUCAAGUGUUUGCUCUGAGCGUUCAUAUGGCUCCAGAAAUGGAGGAAUUCCUCACUAUCUACGACAAACUGAAGAUGUAGCAGAGGUUCUAAACCACUGUGCUAGUUCAAACUGGUCUGAAAGAAAAGAAGGACUUCUUGGACUACAGAACUUACUGAAGAGCCAAAGAACACUAAGUCGAGUUGAAUUAAAAAGGCUGUGUGAGAUCUUCACUAGAAUGUUUGCUGACCCUCACAGCAAGAGAGUUUUCAGUAUGUUCCUCGAGACUCUAGUGGACUUUAUAAUAAUCCAUAAAGAUGACUUGCAAGACUGGCUUUUUGUUCUUCUGACACAAUUACUUAAGAAAAUGGGAGCAGAUUUACUUGGAUCUGUACAAGCAAAAGUUCAAAAAGCUCUAGAUGUAACAAGGGAUUCCUUUCCAUUUGAUCAGCAGUUUAACAUUUUGAUGAGAUUCAUUGUGGAUCAAACACAAACGCCAAACCUUAAGGUCAAGGUUGCAAUUCUGAAAUACAUUGAGUCUCUGGCCAGGCAGAUGGAUCCAACAGACUUUGUAAACUCUAGUGAAACAAGACUUGCCGUUUCAAGAAUCAUAACCUGGACAACAGAACCAAAGAGUUCAGAUGUGAGAAAGGCAGCACAAAUUGUGCUGAUUUCUCUGUUUGAACUGAACACUCCAGAGUUUACCAUGUUACUUGGUGCCUUGCCAAAAACAUUCCAGGAUGGUGCCACCAAACUUCUACACAACCACCUGAAGAAUUCCAGUAACACAAGUGUGGGCUCUCCAAGCAAUACCAUUGGUCGAACUCCUUCAAGACACACCAGUAGUAGGACCAGCCCCUUGACUUCACCUACCAACUGUUCCCAUGGUGGUCUGUCACCAAGUCGGUUCUGGGGUUGGAGUGCCGAUGGGCUGUCGAAGCACCCACCUCCCCUUUCUCAGCCUAACUCCAUCCCCACAGCUCCUUCCCACAAGACUUUCAGGCGCUCUUACUCUCCCAGGUAACAAGCUACCUUAUGCUUGGACUAUGACACAGAGAACUUGAAUUCAGACGAAAUCUAUAGCUCUCUGCGUGGAGUAACAGAAGCCAUAGAAAAGUUUGGUUUCCGGAGCCAGGAGGAUCUGAAUGAGCCUAUUAACGAGAUGGACAAAAAAGACUGUGAUAUUGUUUCACGAGACGGUGGGAUAGCCUCACCUGCCACUGAUCUGCGAGGAGGAAGUGACGUGGUAGAAGGAGGAAGGAACAGCUCUCGAUAACAAACCUCACUCCUCAACACCCAGCCUCCACGAGCCUUCACAGGGCCCCGAGCUCGAGACUACAGCCCCUAUCCUUACUCCGAUACAGUCAACACCUAUGACAAGACGGCUCUGAAAGAAGCCGUAUUUGACGAUGACAUGGAUCAGCUUCGUGAUGUACCCAUUGACCUUGAUUUGGUGGCUGAUCUUCUGAAAGAAUUAUCCAAUCACAAUGAAAGAGUAGGAAGGAAAGGAGCCUUAUUAGAAUUACUUUAAGAUUACCGAGAAGAUAACCUAGGAGUUUGGGAAGAACACUUCAAAACAAUUCUGCUCUUGCUGCUAGAAACACUUGGAGACAAAGAUCAUUCAAUACGGGCAUUAGCGUUGCGAGUAUUACGGGAAAUUCUGAGAAACCAACCGGCAAGAUUUAAAAACUAUGCUGAACUGACAAUCAUGAAAACACUGGAGGCACAUAAAGAUUCCCACAAAGAGGUUGUGAGAGCUGCAGAGGAAGCUGCUUCAACAUUGGCCAGUUCUAUACACCCUGAGCAGUGUAUCAAAGUACUUUGCCCAAUCAUCCAGACUGCAGACUACCCCAUCAAUCUAGCUGCCAUUAAGAUGCAGACCAAAGUUAUCGAGAGGAUUUCCAAGGAGUCCUUGCACCAGCUCCUCCCUGACAUCAUCCCAGGCUUGCUACAGGGCUAUGACAACACGGAAAGUAGUGUUCGUAAGGCCAGUGUGUUUUGCUUAGUGGCAAUUUAUUCUGUAAUCGGAGAAGAACUGAAGCCUCACCUUGCACAGCUCACAGGGAGCAAGAUGAAGCUAUUAAACUUGUAUAUAAAGAGGGCCCAAACCACCAAUAGCAACAGCAGUUCAUCUUCAGAUGUUUCGACGCACAGUUAAUGGAAAUAUCUGGACCUAUUUGUGUAUACUUAGAAGCAAUCAGUGGUGCCUCUCUGAGAGACCUUUCUUCUCCCCUUUUCUUCAUUGGCACGCCCAAUCAGUACAAGGAGGCCACACAGAUAUUUAUUGCAAUCAGUAUUUUGGUCCUUUCAAGCUUUUGUGUAGAAUCUUAUUGGUAUUGAAUGUAAAGGAAGCAAGGCCUGUAUUGCAGUCUUCAUACAAAAAAAAAAAGGAAAAGGAAAAAAAAAACAACCCAGCCAUAACAUGUUUGUGCAGCCUGCUGAAAUCUUUAAAAAGGGGUUCAGGUCACAGUGUUAUAAAAAUGAGACCCUCUGGCAGUUUCUUGGUUUAAACUAAAGUGAUUAAUCUGUUUUGAGUUAAGUUGAUACAGAUUUGGGGUUUGGGGAUCGUGUCAGUUUCUUCAUAAUAUUUUGUUUCAUUAUGGGUGUGACCCUUGGCUAGAUUCUGCGCCUUUCACAAAGGAAACAAUGAAAGUGGUGUGUGUAUUUAAGUUGUUGUUUGAAGCCUACCGAAAUGUGAAUUAUGUCUUAGAAAACAUUUAAAAUUAAAAACAGCCUUUUACUGUGUUACUACUAAUUGCCCCAAAGGUUUUCAUUUUCAGUCUUUGAGCUGUAUAUAAAGUGCCCUAGCUUUUUAGUAUAGAUUCUGAAAACUGAUGACUCUUUGGUAUUGACUUCAAGCGGAGGCUCACUUCCUUUAAUUACGUAGUAUCUGUUCCAGGGCUUAAAACUUCUUGACAGCUACUUUAAAGUUCAGUAUCCAAAAACAAAAGGCAAAAGGAAGUCAUAAAAUCCUUUAGUGAAAUUCUACUUGCAAGAAUUGUAGGAGAGAGCUUACUCUAGGGAUCUUUGGGGAAAUAAUUUAAUACUACCCAUGGGAUAAAUCUAGAGACCUUAAGUUGAGGUCUAGAUUCUAAGAAUUACAAUAAUUGUUCUCUAGUGACCCAUUGAUAUUUGGUAUUUUAUUCUUGGUUUAGUUUACCCUGGAGUUUCAAGGUAAAAAUUUUCUCAAUUCAUAAGAGUUUUAGAGUUUGACUUUUCUUUUUAGGUAGAAUCAGAGACUAUAGGGGUAACCCCAAUAGAUCAUGACUCAGUCAUUUCUCAUUCUAUAAACAAAAAUUAUUCUCUGUUGAUCUGUUGAAAUAAAAUCUAAGUUCAUUGACAAAGAAAAUUUCAUGUCCAUUAUAGUAGGCAGUAGUGAGAAGAGGGAAUCCUAAAAUUCGUCUCCAAGUAAAUGGCGAAUAAAUUAAUCUUAUAGGAUAUAAAACUUCACAGCUCUCCCUGUUAGCCCUCUCUACAGCUUACCUGACAAGUUUAGAAUUCAGAGCAUAGACUAGAAGAUGGGAGAAAAUACAUAACUUUUUCCUUAUUCUAAAAUUAUUUUAGAUAUUUUAGUAAAAAUAUAUAGGAUGCACUGAGAAUUAAUGCACUGGAAUGUCCAUAAACUAUGUAGCAAGUGUUCUCACAUUACAGGAUGGACUUUUAAAGUGUAAUUUAAAUAUGUAGGAAAUACACAGCUGCUCCUGUUAGAAUUCAGUGGUGGAAAAUAUUCCACUGAUACAAUCAACACUUGCCAUUUGGUUGGAAUACUAAUUUAUUUUAGGAAAGAGCAACAAGGGAAAACCCUAAUUUUUCUGAGAAAGAUUUUUUGCAAUCAUAUUUAAACUUUAAAAAUGUCAAUUCUUAUCCUUCUGUAAUAUCUGUCCACUCUAAAGCAUGUUGAAUGAAAAUAAGUGAUGAUGGCUGUCUUAAAUGAGUUAAAUUUUAUCUGAUGUCUAAGAAAACUAAUGGCAGACAAGUGUGGUUGAAUGUUAUUGGCAUGAUUUGGGGCUGGCAAAAUAUAGGACCAGGCCUUUACUUUCUUGAUCAAAUAAUAUUUUGUUUGUUGACAGAUAUUCAUUAGAUGUGAUUUUUCUUUCACUACACAAGUCAGUCAAAUAUUCUUUAUUCUCUGCUGUAGAAAUGUGUUGGCACCAUAGAAGAAACAUUCUGGUUAGAUUAUUUAUCAAUUCAUUUAAAUAUAAUGUACAUAGUAAGUUUCCCCCUCUCCCUCCCUUCCCUUUUUCCCCUAAAGAGUCCACAUCCCUCUGUCAUUUAGGUUGGGAAGUAUCUUGAAUGUUGCCUAAUUUCCUUGUAGUACUCAAAGGGCUAGCCAUGAACACCACUUGCAUAACCUUCAAUCUCUUAACUUACCAAAGAGAGAGAGAAUGUACAAUCAGUUGUCAGCAAACAUCAAAGUCUCUUGGCUUACAGAUCUGGAAACUCUGAUAUACACCAAGGAGAGCAAAUCUGCAUGCUGCCCAUCACAUCAUCCUGAAGGUGAGAGCAGAGCCCAGCUGCCCCAGCCAAAUCUCAGCAACUGUAGCUGCCUUUCCUUGCCUCUCCUGUCCUUCGGGGCUCUUGCUAAUUUAAAAAAAGAAUAAAAGAAAGAACAAAAAAGAAAGGAAAGGAAUUCAACAGAAACUUUGCCUUCCCAGCUUACCAACUCUGAAUUUCAGUGCCCUGGAAAAGCCCUUCACUCUCUGGGACCUCGGGGUUGCUAUCCAUUGUGCUAUUGACAUCACCACUAAGCUAGGGCAUGGGCAAACCACUUGAUCCGUACUCCCCCCCAGGUUUUAAGUACUGUAGUUCUCAUGUAGUGCAGAAGUAUUGAGGCAUGUGGCUUUCUCAAAGUACACCAUGUGUGCUUGGCUGGACGAUAAAUGACAAUACAAGACUGUCUUUUCUAUUGCUUACUAUUAGCUUCUCAAUAACCUGUAUAAGUAAUGCAAACUUGCAUCUUUGUCAUAUAAAACUUCUUUUCCUUUCCCCAGUACCCUUUAUUUAUCAAGCAUAAUAUUACAUAUUAAAGGACAGCAAAAAGAACGUUGUAGAAUUACAGCUGGACUUUGCUAACAAUAAUGUUUGGAAAUAAAAAGGAAAAGCUACGAAAAAUGUCAGCCACCAGAAUGGUUUUGUUUCCAGUGUGUUCACACGCAUGGUUCCCCACACAGACAUACACACAGACACAAAGACACAUACACAUACUUUUUUUUUUGCUUUUGUCAUGUUACAUCCAUAUCUGUAUUUAUAUCUUAAUAUUUGUUUCACUUUUAAGUGUAUCAUGGCAAAUGUACAGAUGUUUUUGUUAACAUUAACGUGAUAGGAUUUGCUAAAAAAAAAAAAGACAAAAAAAAACCCUUUUGAGUUUGCCCUAGAAUAAAUAAAGCUUACAUUUAAUUUCUUGUGA